Xenia sp. Carnegie-2017 is the source of this 1559-nucleotide messenger RNA. Its product is annotated as calcium uniporter protein, mitochondrial-like. NCBI's taxonomy places the organism in Eukaryota, Metazoa, Cnidaria, Anthozoa, Malacalcyonacea, Xeniidae. The record is from RefSeq and is a predicted model, not a curated record. The transcript has 6 exons. The coding region runs from base 197 to 1138 and encodes 313 amino acids. Gene Ontology annotation, molecular function: uniporter activity; calcium channel activity. Gene Ontology annotation, cellular component: uniplex complex; mitochondrial inner membrane. Gene Ontology annotation, biological process: mitochondrial calcium ion homeostasis; calcium import into the mitochondrion.
AAUAUGUUAAUUUGGAAAGAUUCCCAUGUCCUUAAAAAUUUGUGAGGUUUAACUAGACAAUCUAAGGAACAAUUAUGACGCUGAAAAAGCAUAUUCUUCUCCCCCCUCCCCUCAUAUUCAUAAUGUAUGCCAAAUCAACAAUAUUGACACUUUAUAAUUGUAAUUGCUGUUCGCUAGGUGUUGACCUCAAAAUCGUAUGGCAAAGAUGCUCCCUGGAAAACUUGUACGAAAACUGCGUUUUGAUAAACCAGCGACAAAAGUAAAACCAUGGGCAUUUAAGGCCUGGCAAACUGGACGCUUGUGUUUUUCCACUACUACAAGCCGUCUUGCUGAUUUGGAUGUGGAAUUGAAGCGAGGGCAGCCAGUUGUGUCGAUUCCUUUACCUUCGACGAACCAGCCGUGUGAAUUCACCCUGUAUGAAACAAAUUCUGUCAAGAAUCUCCUUGAAAGCAUCAAGGAUGAAGAUGAAGGUGUGAAUGAGGCUCUUGUCCACUCCUUAGAAGGCAUCCGUAUUUCUCAAAACACGCGAAUGAGUUCUUUGUUGAGCAAUGGUUUCAAAUUGAAGAUUAAUGAUGAAAUGCACACCAUAACACCUUCAAGUGAAGUGGGUGUUGCCAUCGCAGAGGAGUCAUUAGAAGAUGUCAGAGAACUUGUGGAAAAGUUGUAUAUAGGCCUUGAUGUUCAAAACAAAAAGACGGAGACGGAGGAACAGCUGAUUGAAGAAUUAGAGAAAGUUCAAUCAGAACUGGAACCUUUGGAACAGCAACGUAUUGAGCUGGAGAAAGGCAUAGAGAGUCGAACCAAUAUGUUGGUUUGGGGUGGUCUGGCAUUCAUGGCUGUUCAGUUUGGAUUCCUUGCACGUCUCACCUGGUGGGAGUACUCAUGGGACAUCAUGGAACCUGUUACAUAUUUUGUAACAUAUGGCACGAGCAUGGCAUUUUAUGCAUACUUCGUUUUGACCAGACAGGAGUUCAUGUACCCAGAAGCGCGCAACCGUCAAUUCCUUAUCUCCUUCCAUAAGAAAGCAAAACGACGUGGCUUCGAUGUGGAGAAAUACAACCAUCUUCGUGAGAUGACCACUAAACUUGAAGCGCAGUUAGAAGAGCUUAGUAAUCCGAUCAAAUCAUCUAAUGAAUAAACGAUGUAGUCAGGGGCGCACAUUCCCCCCAAAAUGGGGAGUUUUCUAUGUCCUGGGACUAAAAUUUGUUGUUCUCUAUUGAGUAGUCCGAAGUUUUGGCCGGCCCAUUUUCUUCGUACUCUGUUAGUGUCUGACCACUUUUUAUACACAUUUCACAAAAGCUGAGGUCCCAGACACCCCACAAAUGUGCGCCCCCAAAUGCAGUAGGUACAAUAUUUGAAAUACGGAAUCAGGGAAUCGAAAAUAUGAAUCAUUAAAAAAUAUGACGAAAAUUUGCACACGAUCUCUGUUUAGGCAAAGGACGUCAACAAAACAGGAUGUAAAUAUCUUUAGUUCUUUCGACAUUUCAAUGCUAGUACAUAAUGAUGUCAAACUGGCAAACUAGUUAAUCAAUAGAAAUACACACAAAUCUUCACCUUCA